CCUCCUUUCUUCCUUCUUCCAACACUAUAUUCUGUUUGACCUACCCUUUAAUUUCAGACUCUCUUACUGAGACCAACCCGUUGAUCUAGCUGAAAGGGUUUCGAGAACCAUCAAGCUUCCCUCCCCUGUUUGGUCUGUAGGGCCAUGUCUGACUCUCUUCAUAUUUCACCGUCCCCUGUUUGGAGAACCAUCAAGUCUAGAUCUGCACAUGGAAGUUUCUCAUCUAAAAAUACAUUGUGUGAUAAUUCUGGUUUGCCUGUACUUGAACCAAACAAUCGUGAUAAGUUGGCUUGUAAUCUUUCUCAACGUUCAUUGACACAAAGUAUUGGGAAUGAAAUUUCUGUCCGAGUAGGUGCCUCUGAGAGUGUGCCUGGGCCCUCAAAUACCAAUUUCAAGAACAGAAAGCAACAGCCUUUUCAUUCUUCCUUUUUAAGUGAGCCGGCGAAUUUGUUGUCUAUGGAAUCAAGAAAUUUAGAUGGUAAAUGUGAAGAUCCAAUGGUGAAAUCUGUUGCCAAUUUUUCUGAAUCAGCAAAGAUUGCUAAUUCUGAGAUACCAUAUGAGAACAAGAGUGUGCCAGUCAUACAUGGAUCUGAUGGUGAUUCUUCUAGAAUGCAUAUAUUUUGUCUUGAGCAUGCUGUGGAAGUGGAAAAGCAAAUUGACGUUAUCGGAGGAGUGCAUAUGUUGCUACUAUUACAUCCAGGUGAGUUUGGUUAUGGAUGACCGGCCAUAACCAAGUACCUGGUGCAGCACAGGCGUGUGCAUAUGGAUGACCGCCCACUGAAGUGCCCAUGGAAAGGGUGCAAGAUGACGUUCAAGU
This is a messenger RNA of Macadamia integrifolia, 817 nucleotides long. RefSeq lists its product as uncharacterized. The coding region runs from base 145 to 720 and encodes 191 amino acids. The record is from RefSeq and is a predicted model, not a curated record. The transcript is spliced from 2 exons. Lineage: Eukaryota; Viridiplantae; Streptophyta; Magnoliopsida; Proteales; Proteaceae.